AGAGAGAGAGAGAGAGUAAUGCAAUUGCACAUUGCGACUGCUUUGUGUUUGCAAGUGUGGCCACUCUAUAGACGGCAACACCAACCCAAAUUAUUUGUUUCACUUCCAACUUCAUCUUCAUCUUCUUUUUUGUAAAUUCUCACUUUCUUUUUGAGCUUUCAACCUGGUUUCAGUUCAUUUUUUAUUUCUUGUGACUCUUUAAUUUCUUUGCCUAAUUUGAUCUAAGAAAAGAGAGAGAGAGAAAAAAGAGGAAACUGCUGCACUACACUGCAUUCUCUUACACAAUGUCAGGUUUUUAGCAUUUUACAAGUCUAUUACAACAUAACCCACUUCCCAUUUUCCACUAUUUUUUUUUGUCUAUAUCAUCAUCAACAGCAAGAAACAAGAAACAAAAACAUGUCUUCCAAGACCAAAUCUGGUUUAUCCGAAACCCCAAGCAAAGCAUCACCAGCAACUCCUAGAGUGAGUAAAUUGAGCAGAGGAGUCAAUAAGUCAGAGCCUGAUUCCCCUGCUCCAACGCAAAAUUCUCGGCUUUCAGUUGAGCGUUCCCCACGAACCAUUACUCCAAAGCCCACUGUUGAUCGUCGAUCACCAAAGGUCACUACACCACCUGAAAGACCACAGAUAAGGGUCGUGAAAGGGUCAGAGUUACAGGCUCAAUUGAGUGGUGUUCAGGAAGAUCUAAAGAAAGCAAGAGAGCAGGUAGCAUUGCUUGAGAAAGAGAAGGCACAAGCAAUCGAUGAACUGAAACAAGCACAAAAGGUUGCUGAUGAGGCAAAUGAGAAGUUUCAAGAAGCUUUGGUGGCCCAAAAGAGAGCAGAGGAGGACUCUGAGAUUGAGAAGUUCCGAGCUGUUGAGCUGGAACAGGCUGGGAUUGAGGCAGCCCAAAAGAAGGAAGAGGAAUGGCAGAAAGAGCUCGAGUCUGUGAGAAACCAACAUGCUUUGGAUGUGGCUUCCCUUCUCUCUACCACUCAAGAGCUUCAAAAAGUGAAACAAGAACUGGCCAUGACUACUGAUGCAAAGAACCAGGCAUUGAACCAUGCUGAUGAUGCUACUAAGAUUGCCGAGAUUCAUGCAGAUAAGGUGGAGAUUCUUUCAUCUGAGUUGAUCCGGUUGAAGGCUUUGCUUGAUUCAAAGCUUGAAACAGAGGCCAAUGAAAGCCACAGGAUGGUGGCGGAGCUCACUGAGGAGAUUGAUACUUUGAAACAGGAACUUGAGAAAGCAAACGGUUUUGAGGAUAAGUUGAUUGAAAAAGAGGCUUCUAUUGAACAGCUCAAUGUUGAAUUAGAAGCUGCUAAGAUGGCUGAAUCUUAUGCACGCAGUUUAGUAAAGGAGUGGAAGAGUAGGGUUGACGAAUUAGAGAUGCAGAUUGAAGAAGCAAACAGAUUGGAGAGAUCUGCAUCUGAGUCCUUAUGUUCGGUCAUGAAACAGCUUGAGGGAAAUAAUGAUCUCUUGCAUGAUGCAGAGAAUGAAAUUGCUGCUCUUAAAGAGAAGGUGGGAUUGUUGGAAAUGACAAUUGCAAGGCAGAAAGGGGAUCUCGAGGAAUCAGAGCAUCGUCUCAGUGUGGCAAAGGAAGAAACUUGUGAUAUGGUGAAAAAGGUUCAGUCUUUGAAGGCUGAGUUGGAAGUAGUGAAAGAGGAGAAAGCUCAGGCUUUAAACAAUGAGAAACUUGCGGCUUCCAGUGUUCAAAGCCUGUUAGAAGAGAAAAACAAACUCAUAACUGAGCUGGAGAAUUCCAGGGAGGAGGAGGAAAAGAGCAAAAAGGCAAUGGAAAGUCUAGCUUCAGCAUUGCAUGAAGUGUCUGCAGAAGCAAGGGAGGCCAAAGAAAAACUGUUAUCCAAUCAAGUGGAGCAUGAAAGCUAUGAAACCCAGAUAGAAGAUCUAAGAUUAGUCCUAAAGGAAGCAAACCAGAGAUAUGAAACCGUGAUAGAUGAUACAAAACAUGAAAUUGAUCUUCUUAAAAAUACUAUUGAAGAAUCCAAGAAUGAAUUCCUGAACUCCAAGACUGAAUGGGAGCAAAAAGAACAAAAUCUGAUGAACUGUGUAAAGAAGUCAGAUGAAGAAAAUUCUUCUUUGGAAAGAGAAAUAGAUAGGCUGGUAAAUUUACUUAAACAAACUGAGGAAGAAGCCUGCAUCACUAGGGAAGAAGAAGCUCAGUUGAAGGAUAGCCUAAAGGAAGUGGAAGCUGAGGUGAUUUCAUUGCAAGAAACCCUUGGGGAAGCAAAGGUUGAGAGCUUGAAAUUGAAGGAGAGUUUAUUGGACAAGGAAAAUGAGUUGCAGAAUCUUAUCCAAGAAAAUGAGGAGCUCAGAACCAGGGAAGCCGUUUCUCAGAAGAAAGUGGAGGAAUUGUCUAAAUUGCUUGAAGAAGCUAUGGCAAAGAAGCAAACUGAGGAGAAUGGUGAGCUGACAGACAGUGAAAAGGACUAUGAUCUGCUUCCAAAGGUGGUUGAAUUCUCUGAAGAAAAUGGGCAUGUGAGCGAAGAGAAGUCCAAAAUGGAGCAUCCACUACAUCAACAUGAGGAUCUUGGAAAUUCUGAGGAACAGAAUAAUGGUUUGAAGAAUGACAGUAUUCCAACAGAAGGUGCUAAGUUUGAGAAUGUGAAUGGAAAACCUAAAGAUGAGAGCAAAGAAAAAGAAGAUGACUCGGUAGAAGUUGAAUUUAAAAUGUGGGAAAGCUGCAAAAUUGAAAAGAAAGAAUUUUCACCAGAAAGAGAAACGGAACAGGAAUCCUUUGAGGAUGAAGGGGAUUCCAAGGCGGAGGGUGGUGAGGGCUUUGAUCAGAUAAAUGGUUUAUCUUUGACAGAAAAUGUAGAGGAUGGCGGGUGCUCACCUUCCAAGCAACAGCAACAGAAGAAGAAGAAGCCUUUGCUCCGUAAGUUUGGAAGCUUACUCAAGAAGAAGAGCACUGGCAACCAGAAGUAGGGGAAGAAACCAGUUGUGGCCUGACUUAUGCCCAAUUAACAGGCAGGUAUAUUGGAUAAUAUCAUGAACCUGAGUGUUUUGCUUUAUUGUUUUUGCUUCUGAUUUUCAGAAUAGGUCUAAAAUGAAGAGGCUUGUAUUAUUAUCUUUAGUUCUUUUCCCCUCAGUUUAUGUGAUUACCAUGUUGGGGAGAAUCAUGUAUGUGAUGAAGAUUUUUUUUCCCCUUGCCA
This is a messenger RNA of Ricinus communis (castor bean), 3149 nucleotides long. Its product is annotated as WEB family protein At5g16730, chloroplastic. The record is from RefSeq and is a predicted model, not a curated record. The coding region runs from base 397 to 2922 and encodes 841 amino acids. Gene Ontology annotation, biological process: reciprocal meiotic recombination. The transcript is spliced from 3 exons. Lineage: Eukaryota; Viridiplantae; Streptophyta; Magnoliopsida; Malpighiales; Euphorbiaceae.